Molecule: messenger RNA, 969 nt
Organism: Fusarium tjaetaba
Lineage: Eukaryota; Fungi; Ascomycota; Sordariomycetes; Hypocreales; Nectriaceae
Product: syntaxin 5
Exons: 3
Coding region: 1-969 (322 amino acids)
Biological process (GO): intracellular protein transport; vesicle fusion; endoplasmic reticulum to Golgi vesicle-mediated transport
Cellular component (GO): SNARE complex; Golgi membrane; endomembrane system
Molecular function (GO): SNARE binding; SNAP receptor activity
Source: RefSeq, a predicted model, not a curated record
AUGGCUGUCGCAUCUAUUCAAGACCGAACCUCCGAGUUCAAGUCGGUACUCGCCCAGGCACAGCGAAAACAAUCCUCCUCAAAAGUCAGCUCUCAGCGCCGGUCUCUAUUGACUGAUGCGCAAAAAGAUGCCGCCAACGGUCAUGCUGGAGGUCCUCCAAGACGAUCCGAGUUCGCCCGGAAGGCUGCUGAAAUUGGACGUGGCAUCUCUGCGACUAUGGGCAAGUUGGAAAAGCUAGCUCAAUUGGCGAAGCGACGAACACUUUUCGACGACCGUCCUGUGGAAAUCAACGAGCUUACUUUCGUCAUCAAGCAAGAUCUCUCGUCUCUGAACCAGCAAAUUGGAGCUCUUCAAACACUCACCAAGCAACAACACCCCAAGGCCGAUCAGGAGGGCGAGCACAACAAGAAUGUCGUCUACCUACUACAAGGCAAGCUCACUGACGUCUCGGUCAACUUCAAGGAUGUUCUUGAGGCCAGAACCAAGAACAUCCAGGCAUCGCGAUCAAGAACAGAGAACUUCAUCUCCUCUGUGUCGCAACAUGCUCAACCAUCGAUUCAACAGUCGGCUUCCCCUCUCUACGGAACACCAGCUCGCAACUCACCCGCACCGGGAGCUCAAGAUACACUGUCUCUCAACCCCGUCGGUGAUCAACAGCUGCUGAUGAUGGAAGAGGCACAGCCUUCCAAUACAUAUAUCCAACAACGAGGCGAAGCGAUUGAGGCUAUCGAGAAGACCAUUGGCGAACUUGGCAGCAUUUUUGGACAACUAGCUACCAUGGUUUCGGAACAGAGCGAGAUGAUCCAGCGCAUUGACGCCAACACAGAGGACGUGGUCGAUAAUGUUGAAGGAGCCCAGCGAGAACUCCUCAAAUACUGGAACCGAGUAUCAAGCAACAGAAUGUUGAUUGCCAAGAUGUUUGGAACGCUAAUGAUUUUCUUCCUGAUCUGGGUUCUUGUUUCGGGCUAA